AUGGCAUCCCCAAAUCAAUCAAAGAACUUCCUAUGUGCCUCUGACUCAACCUUGGACUCACAGCUUUCUCCAUUUCGCUCACAAAACACUUAUUUUGCAGAUCACCCCGACAAAAAUUCAAUUCAUUGUAGAGUUUCAAGCUCACCAUCCUACUGGUCCUCGUCAAUGUCUUGAAGAAGAAAUAUGACUAAAUCUGAUAUCCUAUUUACGCAAAAUGGCUUUAACAUUUUUAAAGGGGUUAUUACUUUGAUAAUUUAAAAUCUGAGUUUAAUACUUGAGAUAUAAUCCCAAUUUACAUUAAAAAUUAUAAUCAAUUUGAUUAUACAGCCACUGCAUCCAAAGGAUCAAUUUCCAAACAGCAAAGAGACCAGGAUCGAAAAAUUACCAAUAUAAUAAACGAUUGCGCAUUGAUACAAGAUGAACUAGUUGGAGCAUGAAAAUCAGCUUCAUCUAAUGUGAGAAAACACAAAAGGUAUCUUAAAUUUAUAAAAUCUAAAGUAUUUUCCACAAAAUUCAAUUCAUUUUUGCACAAUGAUAUAUUUAAUAGAGAGAAAAAAAAAUUUGAAGAAAAUGUAAAAAUUUUAACUCAGGACAUUAACCUUACGUUAAAACAUGAAAAAGUAAAAUCGCUGCUAGGCUCUCCAAAAAGAAGUGAAAGUCCAACUAGAUUGCCAAGCCCUGAUGCUAUAACUAAACAAAGAAGUGAGCAAUUGUUUGUAACUACACAGGAUAUAACAGAUUUUGAAACAGCACAGCUGGUAGCAUUAAAUAAAAGAGUUUUUGGAGAAACCUUUGUAAAUGAAAUAAAAGAAAGUGCUCAGGAUAGAAGAGUUAAGCAUAGAUCGAUGCUUGAUCCUAAUGAAAUCUGUCCAGAGCAGACUAUACUUAGCGACAUUAAGCAAAUUUUGCAUCAAAAAAGACGCCCGAAACACAAAAAGAUAGAAAAGCCAAUAGAAUCAGAACUCAGGGCUCGAUGAGAAGCACAGAAGCUGCUAGAAAAAGUCCACUUAAUGUCUCCAGUAAAUCAAUAUAUUUUUACAGAACUAGACCGAAUAAUCCCCAGGACAAGCGAGCACAUAAAGCGUAAAAGCAACCCCGAUAAAAAAUCCAAAAAAGAAGAAAAAUCAAAAACAAAUAAAAAAGAACCAGAAAACUUAAGCGUUAUAAAGCACACAGUACAAAAGAGAAUCAGCCAAAUGAACUACUCCAAAAAGAAAGACCUCACAAAAGAAGCUCUAGAUCUUAUAAAAGAAAUAAGGCAAGAAGCCAAAGAUGUCAAAUUAAAGCGGCGUGUUCAACGUUUGGUAACUCAAAGGCAGCAUCAAGUUUACAUAAACAAAGAAAUGUCUCCCAGCUAA
This is a messenger RNA of Blepharisma stoltei, 1358 nucleotides long. The record is from the annotation of a GenBank genome assembly. NCBI's taxonomy places the organism in Eukaryota, Ciliophora, Heterotrichea, Heterotrichida, Blepharismidae.